Dentiscutata heterogama is the source of this 215-nucleotide messenger RNA. The record is from the annotation of a GenBank genome assembly. NCBI's taxonomy places the organism in Eukaryota, Fungi, Glomeromycota, Glomeromycetes, Diversisporales, Gigasporaceae.
GCAUGUUAGGAAAAGAAAAGGCUAUAGAUUGGGAACUUGGAUAUGCAAUGACCAUUCAUACCAGAUAUAUGAAUCAAGAUAAGAAAAAAGGUCGUGAAUUUAACUUAUCUGUUGAUUAUAUUCUUGUAUUAAAAGAUUUGCAAAAAAAUAAAUGUGAAUUAUGCCUCAAUGAAAUGUUGUGGGAAUGGGAUGAAGCUGGAAAUUCUGAUCAAUAA